Durusdinium trenchii is the source of this 567-nucleotide messenger RNA. The record is from the annotation of a GenBank genome assembly. Lineage: Eukaryota; Dinophyceae; Suessiales; Symbiodiniaceae.
AAUUGGCCUACUUCCACAGUGACACGAUGGAAUCCUUGCCGGCCCUUGGAGCGAAGCCAUGGUGCUGAAUACGGCAGCCCUGAAGCUUGCAGAGAGCUUCCUUGGGAUAAAGGACUUUUUGGGGCCUACGUCAGAGAUACCUGAAGAUACUCGGGAAACACCUGCGCCACCUGCUCCAGAGAUCCAUUUACCAUCUGAUGGACCCAUUGGGCAGAACUACGAGGUCAUUAUGGAUGUACCUCCACAGCGACUGGAUGCCUUCCAUGGCCCAGCCAUGCAGCCAUAUCAAGUGGGUAUGCUGUCCCACAUGCCCGUUCUGAGCUCGAUGCCCUCGAUACCCCUUUCGUUGGGGUGUUUGGUCUCCCGACGACUGCCGUUGAGACUGAAGACGACCGCCGUUGGACGAGACUGUGCACCGCCGAAGAGGCUGCACGCAGCCAAAGAUUUCCUCUGAGCUGAGGUUGCUGCAUUAAAUUGCAAAAAAGGGCAGGGUGUUUCGAAGAUCAUGGAAUACAUCGAUAUUGCCACAACUCGACAGAUGUUUGGAUGUUCAUUGGACUCAGAUGC